CAAUAUAGCAUAUUAUUAUUUUUUUUUUUUAACAAAAUGUCGUUGCCAACUUCUUGAACAUGUCGAGUGCCGCUGGAUGUAGUGGAAGAAAUGCCACAGCACCUAAUCGCCGUAUUGUUUUGGUGCUCGACGACGACAAGGUGCUAUUUCCUUAAAGUUUUUUAAAUUUCAUUAACUCUCAUAGCUGUGCUUGUUUCGUCAUCGACAAAUUUUUAUAGCAGAACAGUUCGUAGGAAAAAAUGGAUCAAGAUCGUGGAGGAGUACUUGAUGAUUUCGAAAAUGAUGUUGUUCCUGACUCAUGUGCAGACACAGAAGAUUCUGAUCCUGAUAAUCAAGUCGAAGGUGUAUACAAGAAACUCUGUAAGGGGGAAAAAUAAGUAAUGUUUUUCUUUGAAUCAGAAAGGGACGCUGAGAGAGAAAGACUGUGGCCUAAAAGAGUCCCCACUCUUUGUGUUGGCACGUGCAUAUUCGAAGCGCGUCCCGUUGCCUACAAUGCCUACCACGAUUUUGUCAAGGAGUAAGACUGAGCUUCCACUCCUUCUUGGUCUCCUAGAAAUCGGUUGCGUCCGUCCUCGCAAGAGGAUUAGGAGACCUCACACGUACAAACGGAAUCUUGCAAAAGUUGCUGUUGAAACCGGAAGUGAAAGAAAAACUGCGCGAGGGCGAGUUAUUCCAGAAAAAUCCUUCUGUGCACAAGUUAACUACAAAUGCAAAAAAAAAAUGUUCAGAGUUCAUCGACAUUGAUCGCCAAAGAGAAAUCUACACUGCUUAUUAUGAAAACUCUGAUUGGUCCCAAAAAACUUUACUCAUUCGGUCGUUCGUGUCUAUGUCCCCAAUAGCCAAAAAAAAGAGUGACUCUAACCCUGUUGUUGAAACCAAUAAAAGAGACUUGCGUGCAUUUACAGACUGCUUGACAGUAAAGGAAUUUCACACGUUGUGUGCCUUGAUUUUUUUCUGAAGGUGUUGCAAAUUACGCCAUCUAGAUUGUACAACUCUCUUCACUCAAUCACAAAAAAUGUAAGUGCUACUGAAAAAUGAGGGAGAGCAACGUCUGCGAAUAAAACAAAAGGAGAAGACACUUUGGGAGUAAUAAGAUUCAUCAACUUAUUCCCAAGAUAUGAGUCUCAUUAUGGACGUAGUCACUCUCAACGACAAUUCGUUCAUCCCGGUUUGAAUCUCAAGAAAUUAUAGAACUUAUACAAAGAAGAUCGUCAAGCGAAAGAGAAAACAAUCUUAAAAGAAUCAAUGUUUCGACACAUAUUUAACACUUGUUUUAAUCUGAGUUUUAAGCCCCAACACUCAGACACAUGUAAAACUUGCGACAAUUUCCAAUGCAUACUCAAAGGAACAAGCGUUUCCGAGGACAUUAAAGAAGAAACCCUUAGGAAAAAAGAAGAGCAUUCCAAUCUCGUUGAACGAGUCAACGCUGAAUUCAAGGAAGAUGUGCGAAGAGCCACUGAAAGGGAAGAUGCCAUGGUUUUAACCUUCGAUCUACAAAAAACACUGCCGACCCCUAUUCAUUCGUCGAAUAUUGUUUAUUACAAAAGGCAGCUGUGGACUUUCAAUUUAUGUAUUUACGAUGAAGUCAGCAAAACAGCAUACAUGUACGUAUGGAAGGAGUCGAUCGCUUCGCGUGGUGACCUCGAAAUUGGUUCGUGCCUUUUACGGCAUUUGCAGGAGAACCUCAAUCCCAACAUCAGUACAAUGAAGCUAUACUCUGAUAGUUGCGGGGGGCAAAACAAGAAUAUUAAAGUUUGUGCCAGGACAUAGUUAUAAUAGCUGCGACCGAAAUUUCGCACUUAUCGAAAAAGAGAAAAAGUUUCAUGCGGUUGUUUCGACACCGGACGAUUGGUUUGAAAUCAUCAGCGGAACUCGCAAAACUGCGCCCUUUUUCGUAGUGGAGAAAAUGCAACGCAAACACUUUGUGUCCUCGUCCGAAUUACAAGCGCAUAUUGUUAACAGAAAGAAAGACGUCCACGGGCAAAAAGUAAAUUGGUUGCUGACGGUGAGGAAGAUGAUAUGUAAACAACGAUGAAUAUGUGUAGAAUAUUUUGUUUUAAUGAUAGCGUAAAUUGCUUUGAUAAAAUUUUCUGCCUAAAUGACUU
This is a messenger RNA of Belonocnema kinseyi, 2105 nucleotides long. RefSeq lists its product as uncharacterized. The coding region runs from base 1246 to 1770 and encodes 174 amino acids. The record is from RefSeq and is a predicted model, not a curated record. The transcript has 4 exons. NCBI's taxonomy places the organism in Eukaryota, Metazoa, Arthropoda, Insecta, Hymenoptera, Cynipidae.